UCCCAUCAUCUACAACUCCCCCCUGCGGAAUUCAGCUCAUUGCAUCACCUGUGUAGCAACCAAUUCCGUCUUAAAGCUGUGCCGGUUGCCAACAAUCCAGCCAAACAAUUAGGUCCUGGGAUCCAUCAGGUUUGCGAUGGCCACUGUCGCCAUGACUAGGGCCGGAGGACUGCUCGCCCUGGAGCGUGCGCAGCGUGUGAGCAAGCCGCAAGGAGCCGUGAGCAACCGCGCGUUUCUGGGCAAUGUGAGUGGUCUGCGUGCAGUCGCCAUCGCUCCCAAGCAAUUGCAGGUGAGUGCUUUCACUAUCAGGGCCGGAGCUGCUGGGAAGUACCAGGUCAUCGAGCCAUUGAAUGGUGACCCCUUCAUCGGAGGACUGGAGACACCCGUGACCAGCAGCCCCCUCAUCGCGUGGUACCUGUCCAACUUGCCCGCUUACCGCACCGCCGUGGCUCCCUUGCUGCGCGGUGUGGAGAUUGGCCUUGCCCAUGGGUAUUUGCUGGUGGGUCCCUUCGUCCUUGCAGGACCUCUUCGCAACAGUGCUGUGAGGGGUGAGGCUGGAAGUCUUGCCGCUGCUGGCCUUGUUGCCAUUCUCACUAUGUGCCUCACCAUCUAUGGCAUUGCCUCCUUCAAGGAAGGCGAGGCCUCCAAGGCUCCCAGCCUCACCCUCACGGGAAGGCAAAAGGCUGCCGAUAAGCUGCAGACUGCUGAGGGAUGGGCCGGAUUCACCGGUGGGUUUUUCUUCGGCGGUCUAUCGGGCGUGGCCUGGGCGUACAUCCUGCUCUACGUCCUCAACCUCCCAUACCCCGUCAAGUAGAUUGAUUUGUCGACAGCCUUGCCAUGAGCAAUACACUUUGUAAUCUGGUUCUGAUUUUAACGCCAAUCCCAACAAGUUUCGCUGUUUACACCUA
Molecule: messenger RNA, 908 nt
Organism: Physcomitrium patens
Lineage: Eukaryota; Viridiplantae; Streptophyta; Bryopsida; Funariales; Funariaceae
Product: photosystem I reaction center subunit XI, chloroplastic
Biological process (GO): photosynthesis
Cellular component (GO): photosystem I; photosystem I reaction center; chloroplast thylakoid membrane
Source: RefSeq, a predicted model, not a curated record